This is a messenger RNA of Cicer arietinum (chickpea), 1693 nucleotides long. Its product is annotated as probable glutathione S-transferase. Gene Ontology annotation, cellular component: cytoplasm. The record is from RefSeq and is a predicted model, not a curated record. Gene Ontology annotation, molecular function: glutathione transferase activity. Lineage: Eukaryota; Viridiplantae; Streptophyta; Magnoliopsida; Fabales; Fabaceae. Gene Ontology annotation, biological process: glutathione metabolic process.
UAAUCUCUAGAUUCUUCUCAUAUAAAUGUGAUAUCUGUUUCCACAUCUAGUUAACAACAUGUACAUUGAACAUAACAAGUUAGUAAUAAACUUAAUCCUCCAAACUCUAUAAAAGCUCACAAAACCUUAGGACUCACACACCAAAACAAAUUGAAGUGCUGCAAUGACUACAAAUCAGGAAGAGGUGAAACUUUUGGGAGCUGUUGGAAGCCCAUUUGUUUGCAGUGUAAAGAUUGCUCUAAAGUUGAAGGGAAUUGAAUACAAUUAUCAUGAAGAAGACUUAUCAAACAAGAGUGAUCUUCUUCUCAAAUACAAUCCAGUUUAUAAAAAGGUUCCAGUUUUUAUUCACAAUGAGAAGCCUAUUUCAGAGUCUCUUGUGAUUCUUGAGUACAUUGAUGAAAUUUGGAAACAAAAUCCUAUCUUGUCUUCUGAUCCUUAUCAACGAGCUUUGGCUCGAUUUUGGUCCAAGUUCAUCCACGACAAGAUCGUGACUACUUCGAUAAAAGCUUUUCGUAUCGUUGAUGAUGAGAAAGAGCGUGAAAAGAAUGUUGAAGAAUCAUCUGAGGCCCUACAGAUUCUUGAGAAUGAGCUGAAGGAGAAGUUCUUUGGAGGAAAUGAGAUUGGAUUUGUGGAUAUUGUUGCUGUGUUCAUAGCUUUUUGGAUCCCUUUGAUUCAAGACAUAACAGGGCUGCAAUUGUUCCCUGCUGAAAAGUAUCCAAAGCUUUACAAAUGGAGCCAAGAAUUUCUCAAUCAUCCAAUUGUGAAGGAAAAUGUGCCUCCUAGAGACCUUCUUUUUGCCUAUUUCAAAGCUCGCUAUGAGAGCCUCAUUGCCUCAAAAUAUGCUAUAAUGGCUACUAAUCAAGAUGAUGUCAAACUUUUGGGAGCUGUGGGAAGUGCAUUUGUUUGCAGAGUACAGAUUGCUCUCAAGUUGAAGGGAAUUCAAUACAAAUUUCUUGAAGAAAAUAUGGCCAAUAAAAGUGAUCUUCUCCUCAAAUAUAAUCCAGUUUAUAAAAAAAUUCCAGUUUUUGUUCACAAUGAUAAACCUGUGUCAGAGUCUCUUGUGAUUCUCGAGUACAUUGAUGAGACUUGGAAACAAAAUCCUAUCUUACCUUCUGAUCCUUAUCGAAGGGCCUUAGCUCGUUUUUGGUCCAAAUUCAUCGACGACAAGAUAAUUGCUACUUCAAUUAAAGCUGUUCAUACGGUUGAUGAUGAGAAAGAGCGUGAAAAGAAUGUUGAAGAAUCAUCUGAGGCUCUACAGAUUCUUGAGAAUGAGCUGAAGGACAAGUUCUUUGGAGGAGAAAAUAUUGGAUUUGUUGAUAUUGCUGCUGUGUACAUUGCUUUUUGGAUCCCUUUGAUUCAAGAUAUAACAGGAUUACAAUUGUUCAAUGCUGAAAAGUGUCCCAAUCUUUACAAAUGGAGCCAUGAAUUUCUCAACCAUCCAAUUGUGAAGGAAAAUAUGCCUCCUAGAGACCCUAUUUUUGCCUAUUUCAAAGCUCAUUAUGAGAGCCUCUUUGUUUCAAAAUAGGCUCAGAAUUUUAAGUUUAUCUCAUUAAGUUUUGUUUCGUUUAGGAUUUCAUUUCAAAAUCAUAUUUGUAUUAUGGUUUUUUGUGUGAAAUCUGAGUUACACUCGAAAUAAAGUUGUUGGACUCAAGUGGUUAAUAAACUUGAGUUGAUGACAAAACAUUUAACUAAA